This is a messenger RNA of Teleopsis dalmanni, 1623 nucleotides long. RefSeq names its product HSPB1-associated protein 1-like. NCBI's taxonomy places the organism in Eukaryota, Metazoa, Arthropoda, Insecta, Diptera, Diopsidae. The transcript has 3 exons. Gene Ontology annotation, molecular function: 2-oxoglutarate-dependent dioxygenase activity. The record is from RefSeq and is a predicted model, not a curated record. The coding region runs from base 154 to 1374 and encodes 406 amino acids.
UUGUAAACUGUGAAUUGUUUGGUGUGUACAAUUUUUGCCGAUUGGCAAUAGGGUUUAUGCGCUUUAAUAAAGAAUUUUGCAAUAUAAACAUUUACAUCAUUUAAAUUGUUUACAUUUGUGAAAUAUACAAAUUGUUUCAGUAAGUUUUUAGUUAUGGCCGAAGGAGUCACUGAAACAGAAUGUGAAGAGCGAAAAUAUUUGCGGGAAUUAAUAUUAAAUGUGCACGAACCUGUUGUUUUACGCAAUUUCAAACAUAAUUGGAAAGCAUUUGAUUGCAGCUUUCUUGAGUGGUGUCAAAAGUUUGAUGCGGCCACUGGAGGAGAUCAGCAAACAUUCAGUUGCAUGACACAUCGCGAUGCUACGCCGCAAUGGGAACGCAACUAUGAACUUAUAAAGAUCACAGCCGAAAAUUUCGCAAACACUUUUCUUACGGAACAGAAAUUUUGGGCUGCACUUAUGUACAAAAGAGCAAACGAAUUGCCAAGCGUUUGCACAGAAGGUGUCAAUUUCGAAUGCUUUGGUUUUCCAAAGUCCAGUGGCGACGUAAAUUUAUGGUUGUGUUCGCCUGGUGCAAACACACCAUGCCAUUAUGAUACUUAUGGCUGUAACAUUGUUGUACAAGUUUAUGGCAGCAAAUCUUGGUUACUCUUCCCACCGAAUACUCCACUAACAUCUACACGUAUACCAUAUGAGGAAUCAAGUGUUUAUUGUACAGAAAACUUUCACUCUCCAGAUUUGCGAAAUAUCUCACAAUUUAAAAAACUCGAAAGUUAUGCACAUAGAUGUAUUUUGAAUCCAGGAGAUGUACUUAUAGUUCCACAUCAUUGGUGGCAUUAUGCAGAAGCAGUUGAAACCUGCUUGAGCGUGAACUAUUGGGUUUCACUUAAAAAGGACAUAGAAAUACAACUUGAAGAAGCUAUAGUCAAAUAUAUCAUGGAAAGUUCUGUUAAGGACAUGUUUUUACCGGAAGCACAAUAUAUAUUUAAUCCAAAUCAGAUAUCAGAGACAAUAGAACAGGAUAUAUUAUGGAAUAAAAUGAAAUGGUUAUUAGAUAAAGCUUCGGCUUUAGAUGAUAACAAUAGCAGUCAAGAGAAUGAAACUUAUCACAAUUAUCAAUAUUUACCACAAUCCGAAAUUGAUCAAUAUUCAGAAAAAGGUUUAAAUGUAUAUAAAGUGCCAACAAUGACAGAUGGAGCGUUCAUGGACUUAAUAUCAGAGAACGCUAAGCGCUUCGACAUGCAGUUUGCGGACGAAAGUGACUCACCGUUACAUACGAUUAAAGAAAUUAUGCUUAAUAGCAUAUGCAGUGCAAAUGUGAUAAAAGUAAUAAAACUUGAAUUUUAUAGACGCUAUGCAGCUGAGUUGCUCAAUUAAGAUUCCAACUUAUUACUUUAGUUUAGUUUUAAAUGAUUGAUUAUGUAAAAUUAUAUACAUACUAUAUAUGUGAAUAUGCAUUUAUUUAAAUUUCAUUCAUCAUAAUUUCAAUAAUUCAAUAUAUAAUUUUCUUAACAAAAUACUUGCAAAUUGCUUUACAUUCGACAAUACACAAUACAAUUUUAUAUUUGUAACAACAAAAUUUAUUUAAAUUAAUACCAAAUAAUUUUAAAAGUUUUUAACCACAAU